Molecule: messenger RNA, 501 nt
Organism: Cladophialophora yegresii CBS 114405
Lineage: Eukaryota; Fungi; Ascomycota; Eurotiomycetes; Chaetothyriales; Herpotrichiellaceae
Exons: 1
Coding region: 1-501 (166 amino acids)
Source: RefSeq, a predicted model, not a curated record
AUGGCUCCUCCAGCACCCUUCUUCCUCAACCACCUCGCGAGCCUCUACGACACCUACAUCCUCCCCCACCUCCCGGACCCUCUCCAAUCCCUCUCGACCAACAUCUCUCCCUUCCUCCACUCCAUAUUGUCGGCCGCGUCGAACGGAGACAUCGUCUCGCUCGCCGCGUUCCUAUUGACAGUCUACCUCUCCCUCAAGAUCGCAGACUACAUCCGCCGCAGCGUGAUCGGGUGGGUUGUCUUUCUCGUCAAGAUCGUCGUGGUAUUGGUGCUGGCGCAGGCCGCGCUUUACGUCAAUCGGAAUGGCAUUCAAAAGGCGCUCGGUGAUGCGGAGUGGGUGAUUGGAUUGCUCUGGGGGUUCGUGGAAGGGAAGGUCGUGGGGAAUAGCCACACGGGGGAUAAUGGGACUGGAAGCGGCCAUCUCAAUGGCGCGUGGAGUAAUAAUCGGCAGACGGGUCCUGUGGGACGAGGAAGACAAAAGGGGAGGAGCGGGUGGGCGUGA